Messenger RNA from Triplophysa dalaica, 2877 nucleotides. It is a transcript of the gene gorasp1a, whose product is annotated as golgi reassembly stacking protein 1a. Gene Ontology annotation, molecular function: protein binding. The record is from RefSeq and is a predicted model, not a curated record. Gene Ontology annotation, biological process: Golgi organization. Bases 102 to 1502 code for a protein of 466 amino acids. Lineage: Eukaryota; Metazoa; Chordata; Actinopteri; Cypriniformes; Nemacheilidae. The transcript is spliced from 9 exons. Gene Ontology annotation, cellular component: Golgi apparatus.
CAAAAAAGACAACAUGGCCUCGGUGUGAUGAGUAAUCUCAGUCGGUCUCGGUAGUUCGUAUCGUUAACAAAAAUAACAAAACAUCAAAGCAUUUCAGAGCAAUGGGUUUAACGCAAAGCAGUGGUGCACCCGAGGGUGGAUCAGAAGGUUAUCAUGUUCACGGGAUUCAAGAGAACUCACCUGCAGAGAAAGCUGGUUUGGAGCCCUUUUUUGAUUUCAUCAUAUCCAUUGGCAACACUCGUCUUAACCAAGAGAAUGAGAUGCUCAAGGACCUUCUGAAGGAUAAUGUGGAGAAACCCGUGAAGACGGAGGUGUAUAGUACAAAGACCCUGAAGGUCCGAGAGCUUGAGUUGGUUCCAAGCAACAUGUGGGGAGGUCAGGGACUUCUCGGAGCCAGCGUCCGCUUCUGCAGUUUUCAAGGAGCAAAUGAAAAUGUUUGGCAUGUUCUAGAUGUGGAUCCUAAUUCACCAGCAGCAUUGGCCGGACUCAUCGAACAUUCAGAUUUCAUCGUUGGAGCUGACCAAGUUCUGCAAGAUUCAGAAGACUUCUUCUCCCUGAUUGAAUCUCAUGAGGGGAAGCCGUUGAAGCUCCUCGUCUACAAUGUGGAAACAGAUAAAUGCAGGGAGAUGGUUGUCACACCAAAUGGUGCUUGGGGAGGAGAAGGCAGUCUUGGUUGUGGCAUUGGUUAUGGCUACUUGCAUAGAAUCCCGGCACAACAUGACAUUCCAAAAUCUGAGAAAGUAUCUUCUCAGAUUUCUCCCAUGGCAGGGACUCCAGAUCCAGAAUUGUCUCAAAGUGGAUUCACAGAGGUGCCUCUGAUGGCAGCAUCUGGUCAGUCAGUGAGUGGCCUGGAUCUUAACCCCCCACUGCCACCACCUAUUCAGAGAGUCAUGGAUCCUGGUUUCUCAGAUCAAUCAGAAGUGGCUAUGAUGAAUUCAGAGGUAUCCGACAUGGCAGACCGUUUGGACCUAUCGGUUUCUUCUAUUGACAUGACAAACACAUCUUUGACUGUCCGGGAGGAAAUUGACAUAUCUGGUGUUGAGGAGCUACAUGGCAAUGAGGUUCCUUGUGGAGACCAAGAUGAGCCUAUUACAGCUAUUACUUCUUUUACAGCAGACCUUUCACUGCCACCUGCAGAUGUGUCUUCUGAGCCUUCUUUCUCACACCCCCAUUUUUCAAAUCUUCCACUCGAUCCCAACGUCCCAGACAUGGCAUCUUUCAUGAGUUCUUCAAUCCCAUCUCUCGACUCCUCAGCACCUCCUAUAGACAUCUCUUCCCUGCUCAUUGACCCAGCUGCCCUUCGGUUUGACCCAUCUGCCCUGCCUGAAGAAUACUCUGUACAACCCAGCGAUCCCUCAUCUUUUCUCUCAGAAAAUGGUGUCAGUCAGAGUUUUUCUGAUGAGCCACUGAUUAGCUUUGGUGAGGGCAGAGGGGAGACUGUAACCUCUGACCUGUUGUCUUCUGAAAGUGGAGAAAUCAAAGAUGAAGCAGCUCUUCAGUAGCGUCAUUAUCAGGUUUUACCUUGUAUCUUGUUUGCGCAACUGCUCAACAAUCAUUGGGUGCGUGUUUUUAAAUGGUUUUGCUUUUGUUAGAAUCAGGGGUUGCACUCUUCUGGAAUAUUGUUUCUUUUAAGGAUAUUUGUGUGCAAUUUUAUUUUACAUUUAAAGUAGUUUGGAUGUUUGUGUAGGCUGUUGUAAAGUGAUGAGGUCAUGGGUUUUGUAGAUCUUAAUUUAGAAGACAUUAUUUUAUGGAACUACGUUUAAAGUUGUUAUAUUUUUUAGGUUGAUUUAAAAUAUUUCUCCGUUAGUUUUAUACAGCAUAAGAGGUUGGAAGAUUAGAAUUUAAAUCAGCGGUUUGUAGUAAAUAUUUGUAGUUUUUAUUACAUUUUUUUCACUACAUAAUCACUGUUGUGUCAAAACACUAAUGUACAACUAAUCUAAUGUUUGUGUUAUAUUGAGCUAAACAUUUAUGUAGUCAUUUAAAGAAAGGAUUUCUAGAACACUGGGAUACAGAAUAGAUUCCCUAUAAGCUAAAUUUGUCACAAUGUUGUUUUUGCUUUGUUACAUCAAACAUUUGAUCUUUUAGACGAACAGAUUCCUUCUUGGAAAAGCAAGGUACAGAUUUGUAAUAUUGGAUCAGGGUUUUGUAUUUGCGUAGUUUGGCAAACCCAAAUCUUUUUUGGCUGAUUUAAAUAAUUUUAAUGUGCUUUUUAGAAUCUUUCCAUCCCAAUUUUUUUACUGAAAUGUUGUUACCUGGUCUGAUUGGGGGAGGCGCAUGUGUGCUUAAUUUUGUAAAAGAGUAUUCUUAUAUUUAUGUGUAACAUUUUGUUUGCCUACUUAGGAAAUCAGUAUAAAAUCAUGAACAGUACACUAAAUAUAAUUUAUUCUUUUGACACACUGACUUUUUUUGGUUUUCAUGUGGAUGGUCAUUUAUUGAUCUAUGCAAAUAUUGUAAAAAUGCCAAUGGAAUGUAUGUGGUAUAAAUAUUGAGUGUAUAAUUUCAUGCCACAUGUGAGAGUAUACCCAAGGCUUUAUUAUUAAAAAUUAUUUUGGUUAAAUGAAGAACUAAAUGAAACAAUACCUCGUAUAUUUCAAGUUUUUUCGUCAAAGAAAUUCAGCUCCGAGUGAUGACUUUACAUCUCUAUAAAAACUAAAUGAAUCCACAAAAUACUGAAGACAAUUUGAUCAAAUUAAUAUUUUAAUUGUUCAUCGGAAGUAAGAAACGGCCAAUAGGAGGCUUGCUCAAAACCCCCAAACCUUUACUCUUUUGUUUUCAACAGCUUAAAAAAUCUAAUGUAUAUUUUUGUAGUAACGGUUCCUAUAAGCAAUCUGUCACAAAAUCAUCAUUAAAUCACAGCAAUAAAAAGUUUGAAAUAUG